Molecule: messenger RNA, 1131 nt
Organism: Triticum turgidum subsp. durum (durum wheat)
Lineage: Eukaryota; Viridiplantae; Streptophyta; Magnoliopsida; Poales; Poaceae
Source: the annotation of a GenBank genome assembly
AUGGCGAAUAUCUGCGGUGACCCGGGAAAGGCUCGUGUGGCGGCGGAUUACCGGCCGUCUAGCCCAGAUGUGGAAUCUGGUCUCCAAGAACCGAAUUCAGGGACAAUAAACUCCAAGACAAGCAGCAGUGCCACCACCAGUGUCAUGGUCUCUGCCGGCAGCGACCGUACAAAUGGUGGAACCAACCAGGGGUGUUUCCUCGGAGGCCAGAUACUGGAGGCACCGAACCUCCGGAAAUUCACAUUCCUUGAGAUCCAGACAGCUACCAGGAACUUCAGGCCAAAUGGUCUCAUUGGGGUGGGGGGAUUUGGGUGCGUGUACAAAGCAUGGGUCGAUGAGAAGAUGAUGAACCCGACAACGAGUCGCCCUGCCAUGGCUGUUGCUAUCAUGCAUGGAAAUGAGGAAUGGCAGAAAUUUCUGACUGUCCACUUGCAAUCGGACAUAAACCUUUUGGGAAGGUUCUCUCACCCAAACAUUGUCAAGCUAUUGGCCUACUGCUGGGAGGGCAAGGAACUAUUUCUUGUGAAUGAGUUCAUGGCCCAAAGGAGCUUGAAAGACCAUCUAUUCACAGUUUCAGGAAGAUGUCCUCCACUAUCAUGGGAACAGAGGCUGAAGAUCGCCAUCGGUGCAGCUCGAGGACUUGCUUUCUUGCAUGCAUCAGAGAAGAAAGCUAUGUACCGUGACUUCAAGGCUUCCAAGAUUCUUCUAGAUGCAGACUAUAACGCGAAGCUCUCUGAUUUUGGGCUUGCUAAGCUUGGGUCAACCGGCAAUUCGCGUAUGACUAUCAUGCCCACGCGCACCCACGGAUAUGCAGCUCCGGAAUAUGUAAUAAGUGGCCUUCUGUAUGAGCAGAGCGACGUUUACGGUUUCGGGGUUAUGAUCCUGGAGAUGCUGUCCGGUCAGCUUGCGAAGGAUCCCAACCGCCCCAAGGGGCAAACCAACAUCAUCGACUGCGCAAAGUCAUUGGCUGACCGGAGAAAACUCUCUCAUUUUAUGGACCCCCGGCUCAAGGGCCAAUACAACUCCAAACAAGCCCAUCAGGCAGUGCAUGUUGCACUGAGCUGCCUUGCCGGGGAGCCUAGGAGCAGGCCCUCGAUGAAGGUGGUUCUCGAGGCGCUCGAGCAGAUCUAG